Phaethon lepturus (White-tailed tropicbird) is the source of this 1574-nucleotide messenger RNA. RefSeq names its product ankyrin repeat and BTB (POZ) domain containing 1 (gene ABTB1). The transcript has 13 exons. The annotation marks the transcript as partial. The record is from RefSeq and is a predicted model, not a curated record. Gene Ontology annotation, cellular component: ubiquitin ligase complex; cytoplasm. Gene Ontology annotation, molecular function: protein binding. NCBI's taxonomy places the organism in Eukaryota, Metazoa, Chordata, Aves, Phaethontiformes, Phaethontidae.
CUCCCAGUAUGUGGAUCUUCCUGGAUAAUCAGAACGAGCCUUUCUGUUUCAAGAGGUGCCAGAGGGGGAAUGUUGGCAGUGUCAGAUACCUUCUUGAACAGCGAGAUGUGGAAAUUAAUGUCCGUGAUAAAUGGGACAGUACACCUCUGUAUUAUGCUUGCCUCUGUGGACAUGAGGAGCUUGUACGCUAUCUUCUAGCCAAUGGAGCGAAAUGUGAGGCAAACACUUUCGAUGGGGAACGUUGUUUGUAUGGAGCUUUGAGUGAUGCCAUCCGACGUCUGCUGAAGGAGUACAAACAGAUCACAGCAAAGUGCAUGAAGAGAGACUACUAUGAUGUCUUCCUACAGCGGUUGCUGGAGCAGGGUUACCAAAGCGACAUCGUUUUCAUUGUUCAUGGCAAAUCCUUCUGUGCCCACCGCUGCAUUCUCAGCGCUCGCAGCGCCUACUUUGCAGAAAUGUUUGAGACCAAAUGGAAGGGGAAGAACAUGAUAGUGUUGAAGCAUCCACUGAUUAAUCCAGCAGCCUUUGGCUCUCUUCUGCAAUAUCUAUACACAGGUCGUCUUGAUAUCGACGUAGAAUAUGUAAAUGAUUGCAAGAGGUUAGCGAAGCAGUGUCGGCUGCAGGACCUCAUAGACGAUUUGGAGACCAAAUGUAAAAAAGUCUAUGAAUUUGUCUCUUCCAAGCCAGGGACCUGUGUGAAAGUGCUGACGAUUGAGCCCACAGGUAACUGCCGGCUGCAGGAAGAUCUGGCUCUUCUAGCAGACUGCGCCCUGCCAGCCGAACUGCGGGUUGGUUUUGGAGAACUGCCAUUUGACAGCACUGACAACUUUAACAGUUGUCCCGACGUGUGUUUCCGGGUGGCUGAUUACAACUUUUUGUGCCAUAAGGCAUUUUUCUGUGGUCGCAGUGAUUAUUUCAAAGCCCUUCUUGAAGACCAUUUCAGUGAGAGUGAGGAGCUGCAGACACAGCCCAGCAUCCCUGUGGUGACUCUCCACAACAUCUCAGAAGACAUCUUCAUCCGGGUCCUAUACUACAUCUACAGCGAUGAUACAGAGCUGUCCCCGGAAAACGCCUACGACGUGCUGUGUGUGGCAGACAUGUACCUGCUGCCUGGGCUCAAGCGUCUUUGCGGCAGGACCUUGUCUCAGAUCCUUGAUGAGGACAACAUUGUCAGCAUCUGGAGGAUUGCAAAGCUGUUCCAGCUGACCCGGCUGGAAGACCAGUGCACGGAGUACAUGGCAAAGAUCAUCGAGAAGCUGGUGGAGUUGGAGGAGUUUGUGGCUGCUGUGAAGGAGAAUGCGGAGGCCGUGGAAGAACGACAGGAGACUGACUCCAUUCCUCUGGUCGAUGACAUCCGCUUCCACAUCACCAGCAACGUGCAGACUUACAGUGCCAUUGAGGAAGCCAACCAGAAACUUGAAGCUCUGGAAAACCUCCUGGCCAGUAUAGGGCUUGAGUGCUGAUGUGUGCAAACCCUGCCUGUCACAUGCAGCCUGCAUAGCCCCCACUGGGUUUGCUCGGAGUGCAAGAACAUCUGAGUCUCUGAAUGUCUCUGUUCUUCUUUGUCCUCCUUC